GAGGAGGGUCAGGGCGCGCAUGCGCGGCGCAGACGAGCGUGGCUGGAGCUUGCAACGGCCCGGGGGGCUUUUUCCAGUCCUUCCCCGCCAUGGCCGCCCCCGCCGAGGCCCCGCCCGAGACCCCCCCCUGCACCCGCCUCAACGCCCCGCAGCAGCAGCAGCAGCCGGACGGUUAUGAAAUCCGACAGUACGAACCGGCCAAGUGGGUUAGUAUUCCUGUUGAGUCCAUGGGAUGGGAUGAUGCCAUCCAAACUGGUUUUACAAAACUCUUUGAGUACAUUCAAGGCAAGAAUGAGAAAGAGGCCAAGAUAAAGAUGACUGCCCCGGUGACAAGCUACGUGGAGCCGGGGGAAGGCCCUUUUAGCCAACCCACCAUCACUGUUUCCUUGUACAUCCCACGGGAACAGCAGUCUGACCCACCCAAGCCAGUGGAGUCCAACGUCUUCAUCGAAGACCGACCUGGAAUGACAGUGUUUGUCCGAUCUUUUGACGGAGUGUCUAGUGCUGUAAAGAACCAAGAGGAACUUCUGACAUUAGCAAACACGUUGAGACAAGAUGGAAAAGUCUUUGAUGAAAAGGUUUUCUACACUGCAGGCUAUGACAGUCCUUCAAAGUUGCUUAAUAGACUCAAUGAGGUGUGGCUGGUCAAGAAAAAUGGAUCACCCCAAAGUCAGUGAAUAAAAGUCUGUUGCUGGAAACAGUUGUUUAUUUUUGACAUCAGCAACUAUCUCUUAAGCAAUAUUUAAUAUCUCCACUUUGAGUAUUCAUUUUAUAAGCGGAGGAGCUUUCUAAUGUGCCUUUAAUACUAGCAACCAGCUUACUAGAGGGAUGUGAAGUUAGCAUCUUGCAUAUUGCUGAAUGAACAAGGUUCUGCCUUAAAUUCUUCACUGCAAGUGGGGUCUUAAGUUCUUUGGGUCUCAGGGAAAUGCCAACUAUUUGUGGAAAGAAAUCUGAUGGUAAUUGUCUGUAGUCUGGACCCAAGACAGAUUGAGUUCACCAGUAGUUGAAAGUCACUUUCAUUCAUUCAUUCAAUUGUAUUUAUUGAGCGCUUACUGUGUGCAGAGCACUGUACUAAGCGCUUGCCUUUUUAUCAUCUGGGACUGAGACACUUUGGUACGUACAUGCUGCUGCUUCAUCAUGGUGAAUGGACUAAGUUAUAUAUGCCGUUUUCCUAUCACUAGCAAUAGGUUUACGGCCCGGUAAAUCUUUUGCUUUAUAUACUUUAUUGAUCAUUGUAAGCCAAAGUACUAGGUUGAUAUGGUUCCAGUUCUGAAUUAAAACACUAAGAUAGUUA
This is a messenger RNA of Ornithorhynchus anatinus (platypus), 1294 nucleotides long. It is a transcript of the gene HEBP2, whose product is annotated as heme binding protein 2. Bases 90 to 677 code for a protein of 195 amino acids. The record is from RefSeq and is a predicted model, not a curated record. Lineage: Eukaryota; Metazoa; Chordata; Mammalia; Monotremata; Ornithorhynchidae. Gene Ontology annotation, cellular component: cytoplasm. The transcript has 4 exons.